AUGAUGCUAUGGUAACUAUUUAAGGGCGUGCAGCCCCGCUAUAGUCAAACAGCCGAACGACUAAUUGGAGUGACAUAAUGCCUAUGUACAGAUUUGAAGGUGACGUAACGAUCCAUUGCGUUUACUCUCCAAGAACAUGGCUUAUGAAUCGAGAUCAAUUGUGUCUAACUGUUGAAGCAUUUGGAGUUGUAAAACGGACGAGAUUACAUGAUGCAAUUUUUCCGCUACUUAUACAUGAAAAGUUUUCUUUCGACAAGAUAUUCUAUACGGCUCUUUCUGCCUGCAACGUCGUUGACAGACUAGAAGAUUUCACGGUGACAAUUGAAAUACGACAGAUAGUUGACGCUUAUCUGGGGGGAACGCUUUUAGCGUACUAUUCAACGAACGCUAAAGAGUUUUUCUCUCCCUGCCCAAAAAUGUGCUUAAGAACUCUUCCAAAGAGAGAUUUGAUCAUGCAUAAAACUGUUGAUUUUCCGGGAAUGUCUCCGCGCCUCGAAUAUUCUGUUAGUUCUGCAAUUAAGUGUCAUCCUGCUUCAUGCUGUUGUUCCUGCUGCCAUUAUUUGCCACAGUGCUCUUGUUAUGACCCGUGUCUCUACAAGCCACUCACACCAACACCAGGCUACCACCGGGCGACAGUCAACAGUGCUUUACGAUGUCGUUAUCCAGAACUUAACGAACCAAGGUACCUUAUAGCAUCUGAUACUGCCAGUCAUAUUGCUAAAUCUCAAAGUGCAACAAGAACUUCAAGAAGCCCUAGAAAAAGGGACAAUGUAGACUCAACGUACAGUCGACCAAGGUCACUGUCUGCUCGUAGAUGUGAUGGUUAUGGAGCAGUUUCACCUCUCCACUCUUUAUCCACAUGGGAUCUGCGUGAGCGUACUAUUCGUGAUGCACAAGAUCGCAGUGACCGUUACUGGCAUCUGUACAGAUUUUGGCAAAAUGAAUACGAUAGACUACGCUUACAAAGAUGAAGCUGUGAAGAUUUUGUCAUCAAGAAAUACUGCCGUAUCAGAUUUUUCAUAUUAGAUCUAUUUAACCUUCACAGGAAUAUAUAUUUCUUUAGAAUUAAAUGAAAAACUGUUUAAAAGAAAAACAGAUAGAUUUACAAAAUGACUACUAUAUUCUACGUAUGUAUGCACUGUUCGCAUUACUUAGUCUAACUUUUUGUGUUAGGAAUUAUCGUUCUACAUAUAUAUAUAUAUAUAUA
Molecule: messenger RNA, 1207 nt
Organism: Trichobilharzia regenti
Lineage: Eukaryota; Metazoa; Platyhelminthes; Trematoda; Strigeidida; Schistosomatidae
Source: the annotation of a GenBank genome assembly